ACCUCCUGCCAGUGCUUCCCGGAACAGGCUCCAGGUUCACAUCUGUGCACAGAGCCAGCGGCCGUGAAAAGCUGCAGAGGGACCAUUCGCUAGUGCUAGUGCACAGAGCAGGUCCUUCCUUUUAGUAACUGGUGAGUAACUUUGAAAGUAUUCGAAAUGUCAAUUGACCUUUCCUAUGAGAACAUUACGAGGUGUAACAGCAUGUGCAGAUCAGUACUGACGACUUCUCGUCUCAGUUAAAGCAUCAUUCCGGCACUAUGCUAAUGCUACAUUAAAAGAGCAUGAUUCCCAAUCAUUUCUGAUUUACUAAUCAGCAAACUAAAGUCAAAGAGCCCUUUUAGCACCGGCUGCAGAUAUGAACACAUGCUGGUGGUUCCAGUGUCCACAGCAGCUCAGCAGCAUCCAGCCAGAUGCCUCCGCCGCAGACUCUGUACAUCAGAGACACGAAACCGCAAAAAGCACGAGACUGAGGCAACCGCCACCUCUUCAGAGCUGCCAGGGGAGCAGGAGACAGGAUUAACAGAGAGGGCGGAGCCUAAUUAUGGAAGACCAAUCGAGAAGGGCUAAGUCUGUUACGGGGGACCAAUUGGAGCAGGGGGUGGGGAAUGAUGCUAAGCACCAGAGUGAGAGAGAAGAGGGAAAGAGCAUCAGGGCAAGGGGGGGGGGGAGAGAGAGAGGAGAAGAGAGGAGUUUGUCAUGCACUCCACAGGCAGACAGAGACAGAUGAGGAGGCAGGAUGGCCACAAGUCAGAGCAGGGGACAGUGACGGAGGGACAGCGUGGGGGGGGGAGCAGCGCUCCAAAAGGCGUCAGGGACACGGGAGCCCGCCGCUCACCUCCUGGGGGACUAAAGCGCCACAGAUGGAUUUCGGAAGAGCACCAGACAGCGUGACAGACGACACCCCGGGCAACGACGAAUGAUGCAAGCCUGAGCCGACAUUCCACUUCUACCUGUACGGACUUCGGGACGCCCGUUCGGAAAGGCGACACGACGGUGACACGUUUACACACAGAUGUGUGGCUGGUCGGUCCUGCCUGGAUGUCACAGAGGCCACUCCUGGCUGACUGAGGAUUCGCCACCAAGGCUCCCGGCCAGGCAGCAGCAGGAGAGUCAAGGGUCUCUCCUUUGUUAGUGAGGAGUUGGUGGAGAAUCAGGACGAGCGGCACCCUCACCCGUGCGGGGACAUGCAGGCUGCUCCAGGCACUAAAAUUACAAAGCACACUGUCGCUGAACAUUUUUAACUCUGCCGCAAGGACUCCAUGCCUCUCAACCUCCUGCUGCUGAUGGGACGAGUCUGGAAUUGCGUUUUCUGGAAAGCUCCUGCCGGAUGUGGGGAUUCGGCGGCUCCCUAACCUGACGCACGCUGCACCUCUUUUCGUCACAAGCUCCCUGCAUCUUUGCAGGAGUCCCGUCCCCUGUCCUAAGUUCGACAAGGCAAACCCAGAUUGUCCAAGGCCACGUCACAGCGGUCGGCUGUAGGCACUGCAGGGAGCUUCUGAGGUUGAACAUCUCUCCUUUCUUUACUUGGAAAACAUGGCAAGUUCUGAAGCCAGCCCGUCCGGACUUCGACAAGCCGGGACAGGACCAUCUGCCCAAUCCUGAGGCGGCAGCGUUCUGGGGAGGGGGGAUAAUGUUCAUUCCUUCCGAUUCGGAGAGAGGAGCCACCAUGAACAACGUCACCGCGAGCGACGACACCGAGUCCUUGGGCGCUGGUGCCAAGCUGGAGAUGAAGUACCCGCUGAGCUUCCAAGUGGUGCUGACGGGCUUCCUCGUGCUGGAGAUGGUGCUGGGCCUCAGCAGCAAUCUGACUGUGCUGGUGCUAUACUGCGGCAAGUCCAGCCUGGUCAGUUCCGUCAGCAACGUGGUGACGGUCAACCUGCACGUGCUGGAUGUGCUCAUCUGUCUGGGCUGCAUCCCACUAACGGCCGUCCUGGUGCUGUUGCCACCGCCGGUGGCCUCCGGGGCGGCGCCGUUGUGCUGCUUCCAUGAGGCCUGCGUCUCCUUCGCCAGCGUGGCCACAGCCGCCAACGUGCUGGCCAUCACGCUGGACCGCUACGACAUCUCGGUGAAGCCGACCAACCGCAUGCUGAACAUGCGUAGGGCCGCGGCCCUGCUAGCCGCCGUCUGGGCCGCGUCUUCCUUCAGCUUCCUGGUGCCCUUCAUAGAGGUGGGCUUCCUAGGGGUGGAGCAUGCCGACCAGAACCGGACAACAGCAGACUGGUAUUACACCGAGCCGGGCCUCUACUACCACCUGCUGGCCCAGAUUCCCAUCUUCAGCUUCACCGCUGUGGCCAUGCUCGUCACCUACUCAAAGAUCAUGCAGGCGCUCAACAUCCGAAUCGGCGCCCGUUUCCAUGCCAGCCAGAAGAGGAAGGCAUGCGCGAGGAAGACGGUCGCUAUGACGAUGCGGCCAGACGCCACAGACGUCCCGCGCCGUCACCCCAUGCUGGGCAUGCGUGCGUCUGUCUCGGUGAUCAUUGCCCUGCGCCGGGUGGUCAAGAGGCACCGGGAGCGGCGCGAGCGGCAGAAGCGCCUCUUCCGCAUGUCCUUCCUCAUCGUUGCCACCUUCCUGCUGUGCUGGACACCCGUCACCGUGCUCAACGCUGUCAUCCUGAUCGCGGGCCCCGGUAACGUGAUGGUGCAGCUCCGCCUGAGCCUCUUGGUCCUGGCCUACGCCACCACCGUCUUCCAUCCGCUGCUCUAUGCCUUCACCCGGCAGAAGCUUCAGAAGGCCCUCAAGGGCAAGAUGAAGAAGCGGGUGGUCUCUGUGGUGGAGGUUGAGCCGCCACCCCCACCGAACGAUCCAGUCACCCACAACUCAUGGAUCGACCCGCAACGGAACAAGGCGGUGACUUUUCAGGAUGAACAGUAACCUUCACGCGCCCAUCCUCCGCAUCCCAGCUCACCCCUCCCCCCCACAGCGGAGCGAGACGGUGGGGGCAGCAGAAGAUAAACUGAAGAUGGGUGUGAGGAAGGGCCUGUCGUGGCCACUGGAAGCGGCAGAGGGGGGAGAGAUUGGAAGGUUAAGAUCAAAAGAAACUAAGUGAGGCAACAGAAAGGGGGGGGGGGGGCUCGCAAGCUGCGCAUCACAUACUGGGACCAGAGAACCGAUGCGAGACAGUCCACGUGAAGGGUGGUCGCAAGGCUCGAACCCAGCCACGAUCUGGAGAAGGGCCCGAGCAGAGCCAUUGCGACUAACUCGCCAACGUCUACUUCACUAGUUAAUUGCACUAAUCAUGAUUCCAGCCUGUUUGGAUGACGGGAUCGACUCCUCCAUACUGUCAAUGUCCACUGUGCUCUUAAAUAAACCUGAUCACUGCUACUCA
Molecule: messenger RNA, 3326 nt
Organism: Paramormyrops kingsleyae
Lineage: Eukaryota; Metazoa; Chordata; Actinopteri; Osteoglossiformes; Mormyridae
Product: G-protein coupled receptor 22-like
Biological process (GO): G protein-coupled receptor signaling pathway; cellular response to hormone stimulus
Cellular component (GO): plasma membrane
Molecular function (GO): G protein-coupled receptor activity; peptide binding
Source: RefSeq, a predicted model, not a curated record